UCCAUUUCUUUCUGAUUUCUCUGCUUCUUCAUGAAUUAAUUUAAAAAAAAAUCCAUACCAAAAAAAAAAAAAAAAAGAGAGAUGGAGAAAUUCUCGUACAACUCGUAUCCAGAAUCAACCGACUCGUCACCAAGAUCUCGCGAGAUCGAAUUCGAUAACCCACCGCCAUGGGAUGAUCAGAACCCGAACCAAAACCCGAACCAGAACCAGAACCAACAGAGCUACAAGGUGAGGUUCAUGUGCAGUUACGGCGGAAAGAUUCAGCCGCGUCCUCACGAUAACCAACUCACUUAUGUUAACGGAGAAACUAAGAUCCUCUCCGUUGAUCGCGGGAUUAGAUUUCCUGUUUUAGCUUCCAAACUCUCCGCCGUUUGCGGCGGCGGAGGCGGUGGUGAUGAUGUUACGUUUAAGUACCAGCUUCCAGGAGAAGACUUAGACGCUUUGAUCUCCGUUACUAACGAUGAUGAUCUAGAACAUAUGAUGCACGAGUACGAUCGGUUGCUUCGUAUGUCUUCUAAGCCAGCGAGGAUGCGUUUGUUUCUCUUCCCUUCUUCCGGUGGAUUUGGUUCUCAAGGCUCCACUCACUCGGAUCGAGAUCGCUUCGUCGAGGCGUUGAACACUGUUCCUAGACUCUCUGAUUCGGAGAAAUCAGUUACAGCUCCUCCUCCUCCUCCUAAUAAUGCUGAUUUUUUGUUCGGAUCGGAUAAAGUCGUAGCUCCGCCGCCGCCAAUAACACCGCCUGAGGCAAAAUUACCGGUUCCGGCGGUAUUAGAGCCUCCGUUAUUCAACGAUCCGCGUGUGAUUCAACCGGAGAUUCAAAGACAAAUGCAGGAGUUUCAGAGGAUGCAUAUUAGGGAUCAAGAACAACAACAACAGGAAGCUGUAUACAGGAGGAAGAGUAACGAAGACGGUUUAAUUGAAACCACCGGAGGAGGAUACUUCUCUCCGCCGUACGCUCAAAAUCCGCCGCCGCAGCCGAUGAUUACUCAAACGAAUCCGCAAGCUCCUUCUCCUCCGAUGACGACUUUCUGGCAAGGAAACCACAAUCCAGGAGGAGUGUUUCCGACGACAACACCGGGAUUAGGAUUAACAGAGCAACCAGUGUACAUGAUUCCAACUCCGACUCCAUCUCCGGUAUACCACGCGCCACCGCAAGGCAUGAUGAGACCAGUAAACCAAGGCGGUUAUUAUCCUCCGGUACAGAGAAUGGUUUCAGAUACAUACAGGGAACAACACCAAACACCACCAUACAACGUGGCUCAGCUACCAAUAGGAACGAAGGCACAACAACAACAACAACCUCCUCCGCCUUUUACUUCCGUUGGUGCUCCUCCUCCACCUUUUACUUCCGUUGGUACUCCUCCUCCACCGCAAUACUCAGCCGUUCCACCGCCACGACAAGUCGUAGGAUUACCACCAGAUACGUCAGCUUAUACUCAGGUGAGUUAUGCAGGAGGAAUGGGGAAACAAGUUUACUACACGGAGGCAGCACCACCACCACCGGCACAGUACCAUGGGAUUGGCUUACCUGUGAAUGGAAUGGGAGAGGUGAGAAGUGGACCGGACGGGAAGCUAAUUGCUAUGAACAUGGCAACUAAAGUUUCAUCUCAGAGUUCAGAUUCGGCUGUUUGAUUAAUGAAAGGUAUCAAUCAUCGUUGGAAAUCAGAUUAUUGUUAAUCCGUUACAAGUUUCCCAUUCAUCAUUAUCAUAUAUAUAUAUUAUAUUAUAGUGUAAUUGAGAUCACUUUUGGAAUUUGCAUGUCUGAUAAAUAAUGUUUUUUUUUUUUUAUCUAUCUAUAUGCUUUUGUUUAUAUAAAUCGUAAAAUGUUCUUUGAAUUCUGUAACUUCCAUUAACUUUUUUGUUGUUGCUCUGAAACUCUGAAGUGUAUUUUGUUGCUAAAUCAUGUCUCUUGUGCAUUGGCUUGCGUUUAUAUGACAACCUUUUUUAUGCCUU
Camelina sativa (false flax) is the source of this 1953-nucleotide messenger RNA. The record is from RefSeq and is a predicted model, not a curated record. Lineage: Eukaryota; Viridiplantae; Streptophyta; Magnoliopsida; Brassicales; Brassicaceae.